GCCCUUUCUCAGUUUCUGGCCGGAGCCCGCCACAGCAGAUGCAUCAGGCCCUGUAGACAAUUUCAAGGAAGCUCUUCCUGCAUUGUAGUCCCUCCUCCUCUCGCAUCGUGCGACCCGCUUUUUCGGCCUUUCGCGAUGGAUUCCUCAGCCUAUGAGAACCCCUUCGAGCGGCUGUCUGAUGACUUGCUAAUGAACAUUCUGAACAGACGACUCUGGCGUCCCCUAGAUAUUGGUGGAGAGAAGUCGAAGGAAAGGGUGCAGCUUGAGCUGGUUUCCAAGCGCUUCCAAUCAGUUGUUCGCACGUCGGGGAGUCUGGAAUGGGACUACAUGAUUGGGUCUGAGUGCGAAGAGGUAUUCAUGCGCUACAUGCUUGCUCGUAGCAGUGCAUCUGCAAGUCGGCUGACGAGAAUCGCUCUUUACAUAGGGGAGGACCUCUGCUUGAUGACCUUCCUGCUUCUGCUCAUUCCUCAGGCGCUGGAAACCCUUGUGGAAGUGCGCCUCUUUGUGUGGGACAGUGACCCGCUCUGUGUCAACUGGGAGGGCGUGUUUAGACUGCUCCAGGCAUGCAGAAAGCUCACAAUACUGGACAUUACUCUGUGGGACAACCUUCCAGACAUGCCUUCCACUGUUCUCGAUUUUACAAUACCUCUGAAACCGUUUGCGACGCUCCAGUCUCUAUCUUUGUAUGGCUUUGCUGUCCCUGGCGUCAGCUUUGCCUCCUUCAUUCAGGCAUUCCCAGCUCUCCAAGUUUUAGAGCUACACCAACUAGAAGGGGAGUCAUACCUCGUCGAUUGUAGCAAGUUGAAGAAACUUUUUUUGUGGCGCACUGGAGGUGCGGGCGAGGAAUCGGAGAAUCCAACCACAGUUCAUUUACCUCAAGGUCUGGAGACGAUCCUCAGCAUUUUGUCUUGCGAUGACAGUUGGACACUGAAAGAGCUCGCUUUCACGAAGCUGGAACACGUCCUGCUGAGGAGCGCCGAAGCACGGAAGGCAAUUGUCAGAAUGCCGGGGGCUGUGCAGGGGUUAGUGAGCAACCUGGACCCGGACAUCUCCCCAAUUCACACAGAGCUUGCGGUGCUCCUGCUAGAGAAGUUGGUUGUCGAACCUGAGGCACAACGGAUCCUGGGGAGGGUGCCUGGGAACCUGGAAAAGUUGGUAGAUGUUGUGAUCGAAGCUGAGCUAGUUGAAGGGGAGGAGGUCCAACAUCGCGCGGCUGGGAUCCUGCUCUCGGUUGUUCAGUUUAAUCCAGGGAGCCGGGAGGUGUUGGCGGGCCUUCCAGGCUGCGUGCGCGGUCUAGUGGGGUUUGCAAUACAAGCGCUGGAGUCUGGAGCACACAUGAACAUCAGAAUAGCGCACAGAGUCUUGCAGGUUCUUGCGAAGCUGACUGGAAACAACGAGAAUGGGAUGAACCCGUCGGCUUGCUUGUCUGCAGUGCUCGAUCAGCUGAAAACAGCUAAGGUUCCCGGGCUUUUUCAGGGGUUGGUAGAUGUCCUUGAUGACGAGAGCGCACGGGUUCAGAAAACAGCCGGAGAGGAGCUGGCGCGACUGGUGCACGGCUAUGACGACGUGAAGGCGGUGGCUGCAAUUCCCGAGUGCCUGUCCAAAGUGGUCGCCAACCUUACCCACGCGAGCUGGAAGCUGCAAGUCAGCUCCGCGCAGACCCUGCAAAACCUGGCGACCGACAACGAGACAGCGAGAGCCAUAGUCAAGGAGCUGGGUAGCGUAGACUGCCUCUUCGACCUGGUGGAGUGCAAGAGGCCGAUCGUGCGGGAGACUGCGCUUUCGGCGCUGUACAACCUGGCGUUCGAACCCGAGGGCCGUGCCGCCAUUGCCUUUUCCAAACAUCUCCAAAUGGUGGAGGUGCUUGUGCGGAUUCUGGACGGAAAGUGCGCAGAGUCAGUGCAGGAAGCGGCGGCGGCGCUCCUAGGGCAGAUGGCUUUAGACCCUGCAAGCAAGAAGGACAUCGCCGCCAUUCCCGGGUGCUUGCCGCUGCUGACCGGUUUAUUGAAGAGCGGAAGCGCGAGCGUGCGGGAGCACGUUGCCUGGGUGUUUUACGGCCUAGCGGAGGACCCCAAGGUUCGCAAGUCGGUGGCAGCUUUGCCGGGGCUGUUUCCGUUGCUGUCACAAUUUCUGGCCGACGGGGCAUCGGACGGGAUGCGCGAAGCGGGGGCGGCGGCGUUGGGGUCACUGUCAGUGGACGGGGACACCGCAAGGGCGGUGGCGCAAACGGAAGGGUGCGUGCAGGGCUUGGUCGGCGCUUUGGAGAGUGGGUCUGCGGACGUGGUUAAGGAGGCGGUUAAGGUUCUGCGAAACAUUUCGGGUGACUCUCAAGGGCGGGAGAUGAUUGCCAGAGAGGAAGGGGCGGUGCAAAGGCUCAUGAACCUUUCUAAGGCUGCUGAGGGGCAGGAAGGGGUCCGGGAGAUGGCGGCGGAAAUCUUACAGAAUCUGGAGGGGGAUCCCUCCUAUAGAGAAGGGGCGAGAGAACUAGAGAAGCGGGAAGCCGCGGGCUCAGAAAGUUCCUUUCACUCAGCUGAAGGGGGCUCUCUGGGGGAUCCCCCGAGAAGCCAGGAGUCCAAAGGGGUUGCCCAGAUGAUGACGUCACCUGGCUCGCGUGACGUCAGGGGUCCAGACUCGCAUGGGCUGGCAGAACGGUGUCAGCUGGAGCUGUCUCCAAGAGACGAUGUGCCGAGUGGAUAUAUCCAGGGCACCUAUCCAGGCUGGCAAGCAAGGGCGCCUCGUUGGGUGAUGACGUCAGCGCUCCCCGUCUGCGCCCGUGCCAGCAAAAGGGGCGUGGGGAAAGCUCCACGGGCCUUCCCAAGCGGACAGCAUACGGAGGGGUCAGUGAUCACUUGCGCAUACGUGCUGCAGCACUGAUGAUGACGUCAGCUGGCUCGAAUGACGUCAGCGCCGGGCUCCCGCAAGGACUGGCAAGCUCGUGACAGUUGGCCAGUCAUUUUCUGGAAGACGUUGCGCUUGGUGGAUUUCUUCCAGGCGCCUGCCCCGUGCUGUCGUAGAAGGGCACCUUAUGCAGAUAACGUG
Messenger RNA from Klebsormidium nitens, 3039 nucleotides. NCBI's taxonomy places the organism in Eukaryota, Viridiplantae, Streptophyta, Klebsormidiophyceae, Klebsormidiales, Klebsormidiaceae. The record is from the annotation of a GenBank genome assembly.